Molecule: messenger RNA, 3417 nt
Organism: Spathaspora passalidarum NRRL Y-27907
Lineage: Eukaryota; Fungi; Ascomycota; Pichiomycetes; Serinales; Debaryomycetaceae
Exons: 1
Coding region: 1-3417 (1138 amino acids)
Biological process (GO): poly(A)+ mRNA export from nucleus; transcription-dependent tethering of RNA polymerase II gene DNA at nuclear periphery; protein import into nucleus
Cellular component (GO): nuclear pore outer ring
Molecular function (GO): protein binding; structural constituent of nuclear pore
Source: RefSeq, a predicted model, not a curated record
AUGUCAUUGACGGCAGGUUCUCUAUUCAGACCGCGUACAGCUGCGUCGGUUGUACCCUCUCCGACCCAAUCAAGGCUACCAUCUGAAAAACCACAGGAAAAGGCCAAAUCUGGGCAUGAAUUAACCAAGAACAAACACUAUUGUGUUUCUAGGUUGCCUGCUCUUCCUUCAGUGUUCACCAAGAACAAGACCAAAUCAGGUCCAACUUUUUUGAACGCAUACAGUGACCAUGAAUCAAACUACUCGCUUGUUGUUAAUGAAGAUUCAAUCCAUGUUUGGGGUUACAAGUCUGCAGAUUCUACUCCAUUGUCGAUUCAGUUCCCACUUGAAAACAAUACAUCGCUUCCUUUGGCAAUCUUAACGAGACCUGCCAACACUUCAAGUCAAGAUCCAGGAUUAGUUACCAUUGAUUCUAUUUCUGGAUUAGUUAAGUUCUAUGAAAGUGUGCAACAUGCUCCUACUUUGGGCUUGAUCAAUGAUAGAUCUUUACAAUUGACCAUCCCUUUGAACAAAAACGAGUAUAUAACUUUAGCUGAGAACGUUGAACCAUCAGGGAUUGUUGUAGCUACAUCUUCCAAAAGAUGUAUCUUGAUUCAGUUGAGAGAUUACAAGAGCAAGCCUCAGUUAUCAACUAUUGAAUUAGGUACAAAUGGUGGAAGCUCGUUUCUUUCAAAGUUUCUUGGAAAUAGAUUUGCUUCUGCUGAAGGUGAUAACGAGAUUGUUUCAAUUAGAUCAGGAAGAAUUACUAAUCACGGAAAUACUCAAGAGAUCAUCAUUCAGGAUUCGAUCGGAAAUUUCAACUUGGUUGUUUACAAUUUGCUUUCGGCUACUGCUUCUCCUUAUAUUGAUACCAGGAAAUCAUUUAGACAAAAUUUGAUUCCAUAUAUCGAAAAUUCUAUUGAUGGAUAUUUACCAGGAUCUCAAUUAAACAUUCAAUUCUUAGACAUGUGGCCAUUAUUAACUCAUGACGACGUAUAUUUGGCUCUUUGUUAUGUUGAUGAAAUUUACAAUGAAUCACAAAAGACUUUGAUGUUAAUGACAUUGAAAAUUAACCAUUCAGGAGGAUUGCUAGUUGGUUCCCAUAAACUAAAGUUUAAUGACGAAAAAGAAUUAUCUACAAAACCAAAAUUAUAUUUACCUCAACCGGGGAAAACAGCUUUUGUCAUUGUUGAAAAUUCAAUUAUUAUUACCGACUUGAACACUUCAUAUAUUGAUUCGAAAUCUACCUUUACUUCAUAUUACAAACCAAGAUGGGAAGAUAUAAUCCGCUUAAAAUCAUCAGUUGAGAUUAUUGGAACUGGGUAUGAGGACCAAUCUCCAACUUCAAACAGAGCUGUGAUUAUAAUCACGGAAAAACACGGAGUGUUACGAGUAGAAAGGUUUUCUGAAGAAGAUGAAGCCCAGGAUGAUGGUAUGGAUAUUGAUAACGAUGAAUCUAAGAGUGAUCCAUUGUUAAUUGUCAAAUCUCAUAUUGAGCAAGGGAUAUUCUAUUCCAACUCUUCCGAAAUUGACUUUGAUGUUAACCAAAAGUUUGAUAACUCAACUCUAAUAUCAGCUAUUGAAUUAAUUAUUGAUGAAAUUCUUAAUUCAAGUUCACCAUAUAUUCUCAAAUUACCUUCAAUUAGUGAUUCAACCAAGGAAAAAGUUAAAUUGUAUCAAGAGUUAAUUAAAUAUACUUGGAGAAACUUUCCUGAGAUUUCUGCCAAGAUUAUUCCACGUAUUGUUGAAAAUUUAGAAAAAGCAAAUGUCGCCAUGAAUCUUUGGAUUUCUAUCGAGCAAGAUUCUAAUAGCUCUGAUUUGAAACAAGCAUUAGAAAGUAUAAUUGUCAAAGAAACCAAGACUGGCUCUCAUGAUAUUUUACGAGAAUUUUACAUCCAUGGUCUUGGGUCCAUAAACCCGGUUCUUACUGCUUUUAUUGAACAAAUUACCCAGAAAAACAUGUCAUCGUUACUCGUCUCGAUUCUUGUGAAUACCUUAUACAAGGGAGUUUAUUUGAAUGAAGUGGAAUAUAUCAUAAAUCACCCUGAAAUUCCUUCUUAUAAAUCCUGGAUUUUCGAUACUAGUUUAAUUGUUAGAGUGGAAGAGAUUUUCAAUCAUGAAUUUGUGGCAAGAAAGGUAGAAGUGGUUGAUCAAUACCAUAAAGAUAAUGUUCACCAUUUAGUUGAAGUUUUGUAUUAUUUUGUCAAUAGUGCUAUCAAGUACAUGGAAAUCACCCCAGACACUAAAGAUGCACUUAAGCAAUACAAGAGUUGGUACAAGGCAAGGAAACAAGAUUGGAUUGGUGCUCUCUUAGUAUUGGAUUUGAACAAUGAAGCCAUCGCAAUUACGGAGAAGUAUCAUGAUUUUGCCUCAUUAGCAAGAAUUCUUGAUGCUCAAAGAGGUGAUAAUUUAUAUGAAAUUGAACAAUCUGACAUCCAGUUUAACAAAUAUUUCGAAAUGUUUGGAUAUGAAUUUGCUGCAAGCUUGUAUUAUUACUACUUAAAGAAUGAUAAGAUCCAAUCACUUAUCUUGAAUUUCCCUGAUUAUAAACAUUAUCUUAUUGAGUACUUCCAAAACAACCCUAAACAAGCAGCUAAAGUAUCAUGGAUAAGGUAUUUGAUAGAUGGACAAUUUGGACAAGCUUCUGAUUCACUUUUACAAUCGGCUCAAGAUAAAUCUGUUGAUAGUCUACAUAAUAAAUCUGUCAAAUAUUCACUUGCCAAGUUAUCCACCAUUGCUGCUAAGCAAAAUCCGGAAUUAACUAACGAAAGAUUAGAAGAAAUUGAAACUCAAUUGGUAAUGAUUAGAUAUCAAAGUAAAUGUGUUGAUGCUAUCACUAAAUUAUCUGGACAAAGAAUGGAACUGUUGUCUACUUCAUUUUUCAUCAAGAACUUCUCCAACAGAGCCAUCGACAAAGACAUCAUUGAGCCGUUGGUUGAUGGCUACUACUCAAGAUUGGUUGAAAAUAUUCAAUUAUCAUCUACUGAAUUAAUUAACUUAUUAACUAGUAUAAAGCCUACUUUGGUUGAUAAGCUUGGGUUCGCGUAUGCCUUGGAUGUUGCUCAAGCAGGAUAUAACGAAAGCUUGGUUGAUUAUUAUACCAAACUAGUCUGGUUACGUUUAUUAGUUCUUGGAGAAGACGAUAAAGUAAUUUCUCAAUUUAACUCAAAGAAUUUCAAUGAUGAUGUGAUUAGGAAAAACGUCCAAGAUUCAACAUUAUACAAGACUUUGAAAGCAACCAAAUUGAAUCCAAAUAUUAUUGCCAAACUCGAUUCAUUGUUGGAAAAUCCAGUUAUAAACGACGAUGACGAGGAUAAUAUUUUUGUUCAAAAGCUCAACCAACAAUUGUUGACCACCCUUCGGAAGAAUCUCACCAAAGAUAAUUUCAAGGCUUGGAUUGAAUCAGCGAAGGGAGAAGCAAGACUUUCCUUACAAUAA